UCAAGAUGUCGUAGUCUGUUAGUUGUUUAUUCUAAAUAUAUAUUAAUGCAAUGUAAUAUAACUUAAAAAAAUAUUACAAAAAUUUAGACACCAUAUUUCAUCAAACUUCUCACAUAAUCAUUAUACAGGGUGAUAAAGUAAAUAAAGCAUGUAAACAUAAGUUAGUCAUUAUUACUGAUUAAUACAGUUACUUUUGAUACAUUACUUUAAUUUGAUGGUGUAUAAUCAAGAGUGUGCUUUUCAGUUGAAUCAAGCUAUUUAAUUUACUAAUAAUCCAUCGACUUAUUAAACUGGUAUUAUUUGUAGUUUUCCAAUGGACAAUGAAAGACGGGAGUCAUGGAGAUUGGCUUUAAACAUAAACAGUGAAGACGUAUUUAAAUAUUCACGUGUGUGUCACCUACAUUUUAACGAUGAUGCCUUUGAUUACGAAAAAUCUCCGUUUUCUCUAUCUCUGAAAAAGAAUGCCAUACCAUCUGAGCGAGUUGCUUUAGCGGAUAUUCAAUGUUCUGUACCUGAUAUAAGACAACCAUCCAUUAGUACUUGUUAUUAUGAAGAACGAAAUAGAGAACUACCAUCAACUGUACAAAAAACACCUCCGACUUCACCUACCAUAAAAAAUAAUUCAGUAAGUCCAACAACAUACUAAUACUGUAAUGUAAUCUCGUAAAAUAUUAUAUCUGAUUUACUAGCAUUGUUUUUGAAACCAAUAGUUUGUUCAACUUUUUCCGAUCCUUUACCUGUUCUCUUGUCAGUUCCUUGUUCUUAGUUCUUAUAUGUCAGCCCGGAGAGCAUCAAACCACUUCUUUCUCACUCUCUCUCUCUCUCUUCUCUUCUUCCCCCCUUUACCUGAUUUGAGAACUCUUUAUUUCCUUUGACAUUAGUAAAACAGGUCCCAAUCAUCGAACUCUCUGUGCCGUGAUUUUUUGGUAUCUUAUAUAUCCCCAUCAGCUCUGGUAUGGGCCAUUCCACGCCAUUAACAUACGCCUG
This is a messenger RNA of Diabrotica virgifera virgifera (western corn rootworm), 987 nucleotides long. RefSeq lists its product as uncharacterized. The record is from RefSeq and is a predicted model, not a curated record. NCBI's taxonomy places the organism in Eukaryota, Metazoa, Arthropoda, Insecta, Coleoptera, Chrysomelidae. Bases 314 to 646 code for a protein of 110 amino acids. The transcript has 2 exons.